ACCUAGGAAGCGAUAGCUCACUAAAAUGGCCUUGCUUAAACAAAGUAAGCGGUCAGACAUCAAGCGAUACACUGUGGAAGUAAGGUGAGGUAUAUUUAUUGAGAACUUUAUAGUUUUUACUUCCUAAGAGCGAUCGUAAAUAUUCCCAUCUGGCAUCAUUCUUCGGACUACUAGUUUUCGUUGCGUGACAGGCCCCAAAUUUGUUAAACUGUGCAAUCAUUGCUUCAUAAUUACUGCCAGAUUGUUAGCCAAGCUAUCCUUAUUACAAGCUCGUGACCACUGUAUAGUGUUGUUAGUAAUCUGUCCUUUCAACUACAUGGAUUGACCACUUUCCAAUCGCUACCCUUUAAGAGAUAUAUUCCAAUACUUAAACGGCGUUAUAUAUUUGGUCCAGCGUCCUUUUUAUAGAGGAUUUUAACAAUAGAAAUGAGCAAAUUAUCAUCUGGACUUCAGUGAUGCGUCCGCUUAAUAGAGAUGUCCACUGAACAGGGUUUAAACAGCCGCGGGAGGAAAGUGGCCGUUGUUUAGGUGACCGUAUUACGGUAAUGUGGAGGUAGGGGUGUAAUAUGACACUUUUUUUUUUUUUAAUCGGGGUGUGCAACAUUACUGAAGCGUAUCGAUACAUAAAAUAAUCAAAGUCAGAAACCAAACAGAACAUCAAGGGUGUUUGGUACGGAUCAAGUUGGGGUUUUCUAUUCGGAGAGGUUAUUAUUGCAGUGGAGACGUUACCGUUGACGAGAAGUUGAAAUAAGAAUGAAUGUAUGGACAGCCCGCAGGGAGAAUAAAAAGUGGCCUUUGCCGAGAGGUGGCCGUAGGGAAAAUCACUUUCAUUUGCAUAGUUAACCUCUCGUUACCCCAGGAGACGCUAAUUGACCCAAUAAGCCGAAUAUUUGCAGAUCUAGUUGAUGCCUCCAAAUUGAUAGCCUGCACGCGAAGCUGUCGGGGUUUCGAAACGAAGCACUCGUGCGUGUCAGCAGUCAAGCCAAGUCUGUAAGCCGGAGUUUUGUCUUUAAAGAAGUGCUCUUUAUUUUGUCUUCAGGAGUGAGGUGACGGAAAUGGCGUCUGUGUCACCUUCAUCACGUGAUCCCGGCGAAUUCCAUCCCAGAGAAGCACGUGAACAGUUUCGACAGAACAAGAUGGUGCACAUCUCGUGUAGCCAGUUUUGUGCUGGUUAUCUUCAAUCCAACAUCGCUUGCGUGCCAUCCAACAUGGCGGAUGACUUUGAAAGACUGUGUAUUAACAACAGUUCCCCUUUUCCUCUGCUCUACCGCAGUCGGCCGGGAGAGGUUUCGGCUCCACCCUUGGCUUCAGAAUCAGAUGUGAGGACAGACCUUCCUCUUUACGCAGUCAUUGACAACGGCAUCGUAUCCAGACACGUUCGCGAUUUGUUAGAAAUUCCUUGGGAAGACCUGGUCACGUUUUAUUUUGGUUGUAGUUAUUCAUUUGAUCAUUUUCUUGUCGCCGCACAAGUUCCCAUUCGUCACAUGAUUGAGAAACGCGAUUGCCCGGUGUACGUCACCAAGAUACCCCUACAACCCCAGGGGUCUUUUUCUGGGAACAUGACGGUAUCUAUGAGGCAGAUCCCACGGGAGUUUAUUCAAAAAGUGGCGGAGGUCUGCACACCGCUCGAUUUUGCUCACGGCGCUCCCAUUCAUAUAGGGGCUCCCGCGAUUAUCGGAAUAGAGGACUUUCAACAUCCUGCAUGCGGUGAUGCGCCUAUUGUUGCUGAACAUGAUGUCUCUGUUUUCUGGGGCUGUGGAAUAUCUGCGACCGACGCAAUUGCGUCAGCUAAACCUCACAUCGCAGUCAGUCUAUCACCAGAAUGUAUUGCCUCUCUAUUCAUCACAGACUACAAAGUGACAGACUUUUACAAAGAUCAUCCGCCACAACACGCUACUCUCUCUCCUAAAGUGAUUUUUCUGUCCGAGUCGCCCCAGUUCGCCUCUUUAGUGUCUCAAGAAGCCAUCAAUGAAGUCGUAAAGAAAGAAAAGGAAUUUGUAUCGCUGAAAUCCGCGGAAUUAACAAAUGGAUGCAAAGAACCUGGUGACUACCUUCUGAAGUCUGCCAUGACGCUUUCCCAUGCGUCUUCUGUUGCUAUAGUAACAUGGUCACGAAGUGGAAUCGCAGUGGAUGUUUCAGACUGGCAGUUGGCUGCUGUUGCCAGCAUUGUAAAAGUUCUUGUUGCCCAAGAGAAAGAAGUAACAGUUCUUACAACGGAAAGCAAUGCAGCAGAGUGGCAAAAGCUGCUAGCCAAGUGUGAAGCUGAAAAAAUUCUUCUUAAAUCCAUACCAGUUAUUUCAGGUACCAUGAGGCCUACACAUUGGUCACGUGACGUCCAUUUGACCUUGCGUGAAAUACUUGAAGGUCUGGGACCUAGUUUCCACUCCACCAGCCUCAAUUCCGUGGUUUUAGUGAACGAACAAGGAAAUCUGACUGUGCAAAGCUUGCUGGGCUUCGGACAGGAUGUGAACGGUGUUAUGACAAGCAAUCAAGAUCGUGUGAUAGAGAAUGAACAACCAAUUGAAUGUGACUGUUGGCUAAACCCGAGCCUGGUCGCCAUGGCUGUGUAUGUUCUUAACACGUGCCCUGUUCACUGUCGGUACGUGAGGCACGGUCGAGGAGAACACAACGUGAAGGCAGUAGAAGAGUUCUUCAUUACAUCAAAGCAGAUGAAAAGCCUUGGAUUUGAAGUGCUGCAUGCCGAUGAAUGGAUGAGCAGCUGCACUAAUUAGUAAACAUGCUUAGCGCCUGUUUAUAUGGAUAAUAGUUGUCCCUGGUAGAGUUACCCUCCAUCCAGAGCACCUUGUGUCGAGUCGACAACGAGUACAUCAAAGGCUGAGGAAGUUUAGGACGUUCUUCCCCAGAUUCCCUUCGUUCUCUCGCGCGUCAUCCCCCUUUCGCUCGCCCUUACAAACCGAGAGCCUGGAAAAGGCUCUGUCAAUAGAACUCUUCAAGCACUUCUAACCCUAACCCUAAGUUAAUGGAAAGUUGGCUCAAGGUGGGGUUAGGGGAGGAAACCUUUUUCCAUGGAUAAGUUUGACUCGCCGACCAGGGAAAAGUCAAGGCAUAUAGAGCAUGCGCGAAACUGAGAAGUGCAAUGUUUGGUUUGGGCAACUGGGACAACUCGAUCUUUUCAUUUAAACGCUCGAUAAGCAAUGGCUCCUGGGGAGAGAAACCCUUCUUCCCACUGUAGCCUGCGAGCAGGCAUACCUUUGAGUCACACGUGCGAACGGCGAAGAACAAAGCGGCGAUCCGGCGGGAAGGAGUCUGGUGAAGAGGUGCCAAGAAAAUCACUUUCUCGUCUCGCGGUUUCGCCGCUUGAUUUCUCCCUCGCGGCUACGCCGCGCGCGCUUGUGCUCCAACGUGAGCCUGCUCGCAGGCUAUUCCCACAGGGACAACCAACACUUCGCCACAUAAAGAGUGUGUGCAUUAUAUUGUCACGCAAUAAAAAAUAAAAUCAAAAACCA
Molecule: messenger RNA, 3467 nt
Organism: Orbicella faveolata
Lineage: Eukaryota; Metazoa; Cnidaria; Anthozoa; Scleractinia; Merulinidae
Biological process (GO): glutamate metabolic process
Molecular function (GO): D-glutamate cyclase activity
Source: RefSeq, a predicted model, not a curated record